AUGCAGCAGUGGCAAGUCGGGCCUGUCCCGGAGUAUGUUUACUCCAACUCAACCCAUCAACCAAAUGAGAUGCACAACCCUCACCAACAAUACCAGAACGACUUGAACCGUCGCAAUGAUCGCAUGGAGCAGUUUCAGUACGGUGCUCCUCAGCCUAACAUGGCACCGCAGCAGCAACAACCUCCUCAGCAACAACAUCACCCGGCGCCUGUUCAACCUCCCAUGAAUGUUCCCCAGCAGCCCCCUAAUGGUCCUGCACCGCCCCAGCAAACGCCUACUCCUACGCCGGCCCCCGCGGGUCGGCAGCGAAAGCGCCCAGCACCUUCUGCCGCUCCUCCUCCAGCUACAGUUGCUCCCCCAGCUCCUGUCACACCCUCUCAAGUUCAACCACCGGUAUCAGCUCCACCUGCGCCACAGGCAGUAGUCCCCCAACCUCCGGCUCAAGCCCCUGCAGAUGAUGCGAGCGCACAACCAAUUGCGCCUCCACCGGCCAAGAAGAGCCGAACUAACACUCCAUGGACACCGCAAGAAGAGCUUCGCCUGAAGCAGAUGCGAGAUGCUGGCAACAGCUGGGCAGAAAUUGCCAAAACUUUCCCCACUCGCACGGAAGGAUCUGUCAAGAAGCAUUGGUACAAGGACAUGCACUAUGCGGAAUUUGCUGAGGACGAGAGUCAAGCGUUAUUGAAUGCAAUUAAGGAGUACGAGAACAACAAGUGGAAGUCCAUUGGGACGAAAGUCGGAAAGCCUGCCAAGGCUUGUGAGCAGUAUGCCAAGGAGCAUUUCCCCGACCUUUUUGCCAGUUCCAAAAGAUAG
Molecule: messenger RNA, 813 nt
Organism: Fusarium coffeatum
Lineage: Eukaryota; Fungi; Ascomycota; Sordariomycetes; Hypocreales; Nectriaceae
Exons: 6
Coding region: 1-813 (270 amino acids)
Source: RefSeq, a predicted model, not a curated record